Sitodiplosis mosellana (orange wheat blossom midge) is the source of this 2055-nucleotide messenger RNA. RefSeq names its product pupal cuticle protein 20-like. Lineage: Eukaryota; Metazoa; Arthropoda; Insecta; Diptera; Cecidomyiidae. The transcript is spliced from 7 exons. The record is from RefSeq and is a predicted model, not a curated record. Gene Ontology annotation, molecular function: structural constituent of chitin-based larval cuticle. Bases 363 to 1319 code for a protein of 318 amino acids. Gene Ontology annotation, cellular component: chitin-based extracellular matrix.
GUACAUAAAUACCAUAACACAUUUCGCUCGUAAUUAUCACUACGCUUUAUUAAAAGCCCAAAUCCGAGUCCAAAUCUAGUUACAGCCAUUCAAACAUUAAAGGUGCAACCGAUUUCGACUAUCAUACAUAUUACACGUCCAUUAGCAUCAGUUGAUAAGUUUCGUUUUUUCGUUUCGUUGUUGGUGAAAUUUAAAUAUCGAAGUGAUUGAAACCUUUGUUGGCGGCAACAAAGUUCAAAGUUGGAAUUUAUCAGCAACAACCACCGAAGCAAUCGAAUUCCAUUGUGAUAUCGCUGGAGACUCUCCUCAUCCGAAAAAAGUGUCAUAUUUUUCAAUAAGUUUCAAACAUUUUUCUUUUAAACAUGAAAGUGAUUAUCUUUGCAACAAUUGUAGCCGUGUGUAACUGUGCAAAGUUAGACAACACAUAUUUGCCACCACCCGAUGCACAGAACUCAGGCGGAAACGGUUUAGCGCCGCCAAAUCAAAGUAAUGGAAAUGGUAACAAUGGAUUCAAUGGUAACAACGGUAACGGUAAUGGAUUCGGUCAACAAAAUCCACAGCAAGGCUUUGGUGGUAAUCAGCCACAAGAAUCACAACAGCCACCAAUCGCUAUUCUAUCCUAUGAAAAUGAACCAAACUACGGUGACGGUAGCUACAAAUACUCUUAUGAAACGGAAAACGGUAUCAAAGCCGAGGAGCAGGGCGAAGUGAAGAACAAAGGCACUGAUAAUGAAAUCCAAUCGGUUCGCGGUUCGUACAGUUACACUGGACCAGACGGUGUCUUGUAUACUGUAACAUAUAUAGCCGACGAAAAUGGUUUCCAACCACAAGGUGCACACAUCCCAACUCCAUCACCAGCUAUUCAACAAGCUAUCGCUGAACAACAGGCUGCUGCUGCUGCAAAUGGACAAAACGGCAACGGCAAUGGAAACAAUGGCAAUGGAAACGGUAACGGCAAUGGAAACAAUGGCAACGGAUUCCAACCUCAAAAUGAUUUCGCUUCAAAUGGUAACAAUGGCAAUGGCAACGGCAAUGGAUACAACUACCAACAACCUCAAAAUGAUUUCCAGCCAAGCAACGGCAACGGGAACGGCAACAACGGGUUCAACGGCUACCCAAGCAAUCGGCCACAAAAUGACUUCCAACCAGCUCCAUCGUACAACAACCCAAAUAAUCAAUACAUACCACCACAGGCCGAUGCACCUCAACCACAACCUCAACGACCCAAUAACGCAUACAUUCCACCAGCCCAAAAUCAAAAUCGCCCAAAUGGCAAUGGAAACGGCAAUUUCAACCCACAAAACGGAUAUAGAUACUAGGGCGGUCUAAGAUCUAGCUCAAUCUCAAUCCCAACAACAUCAACAAUAACAAACAAUAUCAAUCAAGUACUAAACACGGUCGAUAAAAUAGGAACAAAACAAAAUAUGACGACGCAAACUACUCCUUCAGGCUAUUCUACGAUCCUCCCCUACUCCGAUUUCGUUACCAUAAACUAAGUUUUACCCUUUCAGAUGGCUUCUUCAUUACUUUUUUUUCGUCUUUCAUCCCUAUCAUAAUUAAGCGAUUAUUGCCAGUAAAUUUAUGUUUUAGCUAUAAAAAAAUAAGCAAAUUCAAGUGAAGCGACAAAGAAAAAAACCAAUUGUUCGAGCAAAAAGAAAAGUACACCGAUAAAAUUCAUUCAAAUUCAUUCAAAUUAUUUCGCCGGCGGACGGUUUGAUGAUAGAGAGAAUUGAAUGGGAUUACAAGGUUCCAUUUUAUUUUUUAUUGAGUGAUCAUUGAAAUAGGAAUAUGGACAUUUUGUUUGUACAUAUAUUCAAUCCGAAUUCACAAUCCACCAACAUAUCAAUACAAAUUGUCAGCAGAACCUAUUCAAACAAACAUAUCAUUUUUAUUUUAAAAAAGUGUAAUUAUGUUAUUGACUAAUCAUCAUAAUUGAACAAAAAAUAACAUACAUACGGAGCUUUGCUAUCAUGAAGAAAGAAAAAAAAUAAACAUUUGUAUUUAAUUCAAGUAUAGUAUGUUGAAUAAACGAAUCGAAAAUUUACAACAACAAAA